Oryzias latipes (Japanese medaka) is the source of this 8774-nucleotide messenger RNA. The record is from RefSeq and is a predicted model, not a curated record. NCBI's taxonomy places the organism in Eukaryota, Metazoa, Chordata, Actinopteri, Beloniformes, Adrianichthyidae.
AGUCAUCAAUUAUGCAGGGCAGCGGCACGCACUGGGAAGGAAGAUAGCAGCAACAAUAUGGCGACAGCCGCAGUUACUCUCCACUCUUUGCAGCACUCUCUGCAGAUCCGCGACAGCUGCCGGGAUUUCUGUUAAUGCGGGACAAAAGCUGGUUGUCAGGAAUUGAAAACAAAUAAAAAGGAAAUAGCUGCAGGAUGAAAACAUGGCCGCACCCCUUUUUGCACCCCCAGGACCUGACAGCUUCAAGUAUUUCACCCCGGAGUCACUUGCCAACAUCGAGAAGCGCAUCAAGGAAGAGAAGAACAAGAAGCCUCCCAAACCCAGAUCGGACAGUAGUCACCGUGACACGUCUGAUGACAAUGAGCCCCACCCCAACAGUGACCUGGAGGCUGGGAGGAGCCUGCCCUUCAUCUACGGCGACAUUCCUAGAGGAAUGGUGGCCACACCACUGGAGGAUUUGGACCCAUUCUAUCAGAACAAGAAAACAUUUAUAGUUCUAAACAAAGGAAAAACAAUCUUCCGCUUCAGCGCAACGCCCUCCUUGUACAUCAUAAGCCCUUUUAACCUAUUCAGGAGAAUAGCUAUAAAGAUUUUGAUACAUUCAUUAUUCAGCAUGAUCAUCAUGUGUACCAUUUUGACCAACUGUAUAUUCAUGACAUUUAGUGAUCCACCAGAAUGGUCCAAACAAGUGGAAUAUACCUUCACAGGUAUCUACACAUUUGAGUCCCUCACAAAAAUUGUUGCCAGAGGAUUUGCUAUUGAUGACUUCACCUUUCUAAGAGACCCAUGGAACUGGCUUGACUUCAUGGUCAUUUCAAUGGCAUAUGUAACUGAGUUUGUGGACCUUGGGAAUGUUUCGGCGCUGAGAACAUUCAGGGUUCUCCGAGCAUUGAAAACUAUUUCUGUCAUUCCAGGCCUAAAGACCAUUGUGGGCGCUUUGAUCCAGUCUGUCAAGAAACUAUCGGAUGUGAUGAUCCUAACAGUCUUCUGUCUCAGCGUCUUUGCUCUGAUUGGACUGCAGCUCUUCAUGGGGAACCUCCGGAAUAAAUGUGUUAUUUGGCCAAUCAACAUGACUGAGCAGUACCUGGAAAACGGCAGCAGGGGUUUCGACUGGAAAUCAUACAUCAUGAAUGACUCGAAUUUCUACUUCCUUCCUGGCGCUCUGGAUGCUCUGCUGUGUGGAAACAGUUCUGACUCGGGACGAUGUCCAGAGGGCUACUCCUGCAUGAAAGCUGGAAGAAACCCCAACUAUGGUUACACCAGCUUUGACAGCUUUGGAUGGGCAUUCCUCACCCUCUUCCGCCUCAUGACACAGGACUUCUGGGAGAACCUCUACAUGCUGACUCUUCGAGCAGCUGGGAAGACCUACAUGGUUUUCUUUGUGCUGGUCAUCUUUGUGGGCUCUUUCUACCUGGUGAACCUCAUCUUGGCUGUGGUGGCCAUGGCUUAUGAAGAGCAGAACCAGGCCACAAUGGAGGAGGCUGAACAAAAAGAGGCCGAAUUUAAGGCAAUGCUGGAACAGCUCAAACGGCAGCAAGAGGAGACACAGGCUGCCGCUGCUGCCAUAUCUGCAUGUACGGUGUCAGAAGCUGCGUUAGACGAUGAAGGAGGAGGGCACCUGUCACGCAGUUCCUCUGAAGUCUCCAAGCUGAGCUCCAAAAGUGCCAAAGAGCGUCGCAACCGCAAGAAAAAAUGGAGACAGAAGGAACAAGAGAAAGAGAAAGGAGACAGCGAGAAGGUAGUUAAAUCGGAGUCGGACGACGGAAGCAAGAAAAGCACCAUUCGCUUCCCAGGAACCCGACUUGGCAGGAAGACCUCUAUUAUAAACCAGUCGCUCCUCAGCAUCCCUGGCUCGCCUUUUAUGUCCCGUCACAACAGCCGCAGCAGCAUCUUCAGCUUUAAAGGCAGAUCCAAGGACAUGGGCUCAGAGAAUGAGUUUGCAGAUGACGAGCACAGCACAGUAGAGGAGAGUGAAGACCGCAGAGGCUCCUUGUUCAUACCUUACCGCCGCAAUAGCUACAGCGGCUACAGCCAAGGCUCAUCGCGGGUCCAUCCACUGGCACCGCAUUCGGGAGGGAAAAGGAACAGCACUGUGGACUGCAACGGUGUGGUGUCUCUCAUCGGCCCUGGGCCCGGCAGACGGCUUCUGCCUGAGGUGAAAAUAGAUAAGGCAGCCACUGAUGACAGUAUCACAGAUUUGGAAAUUAAGAAGAAACACUCAGGCUCUCUUAUGGUUUCUGUGGAUCAGCUCAACUCCUCGUUCAAAGGGAAGGAGCAUGCCAACAGCCAAAUGAGUGUGGUCACCAACACACUGCUGGAAGAGUUGGAGGAAUCUCAAAGGAAGUGUCCUCCCUGCUGGUACAAGUUUGCCAACACCUUCCUUAUCUGGGAGUGUUGUCCCAUCUGGCUGAAAAUCAAGCACAUAGUGUACUUGAUUGUAAUGGACCCUUUUGUUGACCUGGCCAUCACCAUCUGCAUUGUUCUCAACACGCUUUUCAUGGCAAUGGAGCACUACCCCAUGACUGAAGAUUUUGAGGGGGUCCUAUCUGUUGGAAACCUGGUUUUCACAGGCAUCUUUGCUGGGGAGAUGUUUGCAAAGCUGGUUGCCAUGGACCCCUACUACUACUUUCAAGAAGGCUGGAACUGUUUUGAUGGCUUCAUUGUAACUUUGAGUUUAGUUGAGCUGGGACUUUCAGAUGUGGAGGGUCUUUCAGUGCUCAGGUCUUUCAGAUUGCUAAGAGUGUUCAAAUUAGCCAAGUCAUGGCCCACCCUAAACAUGCUGAUCAAAAUCAUCGGAAAUUCGGUUGGAGCUCUGGGAAAUUUAACGCUGGUGUUGGCCAUUAUCGUCUUCAUCUUUGCCGUGGUGGGCAUGCAGCUGUUUGGGAAAAGCUACAAGGACUGCGUUUGUAAAAUUGCUUUGAGCUGCGAGCUGCCACGCUGGCACAUGCACGACUUCUUCCACUCCUUCCUGAUUGUAUUCAGAGUGUUGUGUGGGGAGUGGAUUGAGACAAUGUGGGAUUGUAUGGAGGUUGCAGGACAGUCAAUGUGCCUGAUCGUCUUCAUGAUGGUCAUGGUCAUCGGAAAUCUGGUGGUUCUGAACUUGUUCUUGGCUUUACUGCUGAGCUCAUUCAGUGCAGACAACCUUGCAGCCACAGAUGAUGAUGGAGAACCCAACAACCUCCAACUUGCUGUUGCUCGCAUCAAGUUUGGGAUUGCCUGGUUCAAAGUAAACAUGAGGGUCUUUGUGGCAACGGUCCUCAAGAAGCAGCCUAUAGAAGAUGAACAGAAGCCUUUGGAUGAAAUGUAUGAGAAAAAGCUCAACUGCAUAGCAAACCACACUGUGGACAUUAACCGGGAACUUGACUACCCGAAAAAUGGGAAUGGCACCACCAGCGGCAUUGGGAGCAGUGUAGGAAAGUACAUGAUCGAUGAAGAUUACAUGUCCUUCAUCCACAACCCAAACCUCACCGUGUGCGUUCCCAUCGCUGUCGGCGAGUCAGACUUUGAAAACCUCAACACGGAAGACUUCAGUAGUGAAUCAGAUGUUGAGAACAGUAAAGAUCUGGAUGAUACCAGUUCAUCUGAGGGAAGCACAAUAGACAUCAAGCCUGAUGUGGAGGAGGUGGCUGUGGUGGAAGUUGUGGAGGAGUAUAUUGACCCAGAAGCCUGCUGGACAGAUGAAUGUAUUGCAAAAUACAAGUGCUGCGACGUUCCCAUCACUCACGGCUGGGGAAAAUAUUGGUGGUUCCUAAGGAAGACGUGCUACCUGAUAGUUGAACACAACUGGUUUGAAACUCUAAUCAUCUUUAUGAUCCUGCUGAGCAGCGGCGCCCUGGCCUUUGAAGAUGUGUACAUUGAGCAGAGGAAGACAGUCAAAAUCAUUUUGGAGUAUGCAGACCGAGUUUUCACUUACAUCUUCAUCCUGGAGAUGUUGCUAAAAUGGGUGGCUUAUGGCUUUGUCAAAUACUUCACAAACGCGUGGUGUUGGUUAGACUUCUUCAUCGUGGAUGUGUCUAUAGUCACCCUUAUAGCUAAUGCUUUGGGUUACUCCGAUCUAGGCCCCAUUAAAUCACUCAGGACACUGAGGGCCUUGAGACCCCUCAGGGCCCUGUCACGUUUUGAAGGCAUGAGGGUGGUGGUGAACGCCUUGGUGGGGGCCAUUCCCUCCAUUAUGAAUGUGCUGCUGGUGUGCCUCAUCUUCUGGCUCAUCUUCAGCAUCAUGGGUGUCAACCUGUUUGCUGGAAAGUACUAUUACUGUUUCAAUGAGACAGCUGAGGAGUUGUUUCAACCGGAAGUAGUGAACAACAAAACGCAGUGUCUUGCACUCAUAAACGAUAAUUUCACUGAAGUCCGAUGGAAAAAUGUCAAGAUAAACUUUGACAAUGUGGGAGCAGGAUACCUGGCAUUGCUACAAGUGGCAACUUUUAAGGGCUGGAUGGACAUUAUGUAUGCAGCUAUAGAUUCUAGAAACGUUGAAGAUCAGCCCAUCUAUGAGGACAACUUGUACAUGUACAUCUAUUUCGUCAUAUUCAUCAUCUUUGGCUCAUUCUUCACCCUGAACCUCUUCAUUGGUGUCAUCAUUGAUAACUUCAAUCAACAGAAGAAAAAGUUUGGAGGUCAGGACAUCUUCAUGACUGAAGAACAAAAGAAAUACUACAACGCAAUGAAAAAACUGGGGUCGAAGAAACCUCAAAAACCGAUACCCAGGCCACAAAACAAAAUCCAGGGCAUGGUGUUCGACUUUGUGACCCAGCAGGUGUUUGAUAUUUCCAUCAUGAUGCUCAUCUGCCUCAACAUGGUCACCAUGAUGGUGGAGACAGACGACCAGUCAGAUGAAACCGAGGUUGUGCUGUACUGGAUCAACUUCAUCUUCAUCGUGGUCUUCACCUGCGAGUUUGUGCUAAAGCUCUUCGCGCUCCGUCACUACUACUUCACCAACGGCUGGAACAUCUUUGACGUGGUGGUGGUCAUCCUGUCAAUCGUGGGGAUGUUUCUGGCCGACCUGAUAGAGAAAUACUUUGUGUCGCCGACUCUCUUCAGGGUGAUCCGUCUGGCCCGAAUCGGCAGAAUCCUCCGUCUCAUCAAGGGGGCCAAAGGAAUCAGAACUCUGCUGUUUGCCCUCAUGAUGUCACUUCCUGCCUUGUUCAACAUCGGCCUUCUGCUGUUCCUAGUCAUGUUCAUUUUCUCCAUUUUUGGCAUGUCCAACUUUGGCUAUGUAAAACACGGGGCUGGAAUAGACGACAUGUAUAAUUUUGAGACCUUUGGCAACAGCAUGAUCAUCCUGUUCAUGAUCACCACGUCCGCUGGCUGGGACGGCCUGCUCCUGCCCAUUCUUAACUACCCUCCUGACUGCGAUCCUCUUUUGGAGAACGCUGGCACCCCUGCCACUGGAGACUGUGGCAACCCCUCAGUGGGCAUUUUCUUCUUUGUAAUGUACAUCAUAAUAUCAUUCCUCAUUGUGGUCAACAUGUAUAUUGCCAUCAUCUUGGAGAACUUCAGUGUGGCCACAGAGGAGAGCGCUGACCCGCUCAGUGAGGAUGACUUUGAGACCUUUUAUGAAAUUUGGGAGAAGUUUGACCCUGAUGCGUCCCAGUUCAUCACCUAUUCCAAGCUGUCUGACUUUGCUGAUGCACUUGAACACCCGCUCCGCGUCCCCAAACCAAACACCAUUGAGCUGAUCGCCAUGGACAUGCCCAUGGUGAGUGGAGACCGCAUCCACUGCCUGGACAUCUUGUUCGCUUUCACCAAGCGUGUGCUGGGUGACAGCGGGGAGUUGGACAUGCUAAGGCAACAAAUGGAGGAACGCUUUGUUGCAGCGAAUCCUUCCAAGGUCUCCUAUGAGCCAAUUACUACCACCCUGAGGCGGAAGCAGGAGGAUAUGUCAGCCAGGAUCAUCCAGAGGGCGUACCGCUCCUACUUGGCCCGACGUGGGUUUGUCUGUAAGCGCAAACCAGUCAGUAACACCAUGGAGAAUGGCGGUAACAAUCAGGAACAAGACAAGAAGGAGGGCACUCCUUCAACAGCCUCGCUGCCCUCUUAUGAAAGCGUAACCAAACCUGACAAGGAAAAACAGGACGACAACAACGAGGGCAAAGAAGGGAGGAAAGAGAAAGGAAGAAACCAAAAAGACAUAAGGGAAUCUAAAUGUUAGACAACCGCAGUAACAACAGCAAAGGUUAUUGAAUUGUAAUCUCAUGCAAAGCGGGAGGAAUAUCACUCACACAGAUGUACAGAUUAUUUCAUUGCAAGUCUGAAAAAAUAGUCUCCAAUAAUUUUGUUUACAGACUUUAUCAAUGCAGAAGGAAGCAGCGUGGUCUGUAAAAGCACGAGAACCCAGGACUUUUGGUCAAACCAAAUAUAAUCAGCAUACUGUGUUACAUUCUUCUAGCUAGACUGCUGAUCUUGCAAAAAGGAAACAGACCAGGAAAAGGUGCUUUCCUUCCAUCCGUCUACAGAUAAGGAAAAGUGACUCUAUCUAAAGAGAUGGUAAGAAAAGAAAUCAGUGCCCGGAUGAAAAGGAACAUAUUCCCGUGGAAGAAAGUGUUGUUAAAGUAAAACACGUGAGCUGCUUCAUGUUAAAAAAAUGUCUCUCAAAGCAGCUGGCGAGUUUUUGUGUCACUGAGCACUGCAAUGUACAGAUGUGCAAGUGGCGUCCUCUGUGGGCAAACACAGUGUCCACUGGUGAGUCAAAGACAGAAAGUGUUUCAACUUUUUUUUAUUUAAUGCUAGAAAAUGUUUAUUUUAGCAGCAGAAAUGCAAUUGAUAAAUAAGAAAAAGAAAAAAACUGUAUCCAACAGUCACUUAACUCCUCCACUGAUUUGUAACCUACACAUCGAAACGUUUAUUUGUUUGUCUAUUUAUUGAUCCUUAUGUUUCUUUAUGUUUCACACCAACAAAAAAGGUCUGUUUAUUUUGGAGUCAACUUGGGCCAAGGGCUUACAUUUACUCAGAAAGAUUUCCAAACAAAUACAUAAAUAAUGUGCUUGUUCAAUGCAUAAAAAUGACUUGCAUGAUGGCAUGUUUUGAUCAAAAAUCUUGCAUGCAUAGUCCACAAGACACUAAUACCAAGACCACGCUGGUGGCUCAACUGUACGACUGAGACUUUUUCACAGAAUUUGGAAGAUCAUAGUUAUUUGCUCAACUGAAUUAGCAGCAGGUUGGCCGGAUGAAGCCGAUGACAUAGUUGGUUCAUCGCUUUGACACAAGUCAUGGAUGCGAUUGUCCCUGCAGGCAGACAGAAGACGCAUCGACUGCUUUCUUUGCUGGUGUUUUUUUAUUGUGAGAAGUAAAGACAAAGCUGCCUGUUUCCAUCCGAGACUUUGUUAUUUUUAGGGGCACAGAACUUAAAAGCUUACAUUUGUACUUUGAAUCCACCUAUGUAACUUUCCAUACCAUCUGCCUUGACUUUUCUUUGUGUGAUUGGUCAUGGGAGGAGUCGAGCUAUCAGUGCUUUUGGUGGAGUUCACAGCUUUGGUAGACCAUCCAUUUUCUUAACGUUUCUGUGAGGGUGGAUAGACCUUUUUGAAAGGGCUGAGAAGAGUUAAAUUCUUUUUUCUGUUACUUCUUUGACCUGUUUUACCUGCAAGUAAACAUAUAUAUAUAUAUUUAUUUUCUAUGUUACAAAUUCAAGGAUUUUCAGUUUUAUCAGGUUGUAAGGGAAGUGGUCUUGUGGAAGUUGAAUCAGAUUUCACUGGUGUCCUGUUUUAGCAAGAAGUCAUGAAAUGGUUGAUGAGAACAUUGAAUGUGGAGAAGCCAAAGAGAUCUUCCUUGUUACCCCUUGUUGCCCUUUUGCCUAUAAAUUGGCGUGGCUGAAGUUCGCCCUGCCCAUUCUACUUAUUUAGUUUGUUUUCUUUUCUUUUCUAUUGUUUGCUGUUGUUAUCAGACAGAGACAUUAAAAAUGUAUGCAAUGCUUGAAAAAUUCUCUUUUUCUCAGGAGAUAUUAUAGAUCAGCUCUGCAAGAAAAUGCAAAUGAUUGUGAUGCCAGUGUUUCUGAAGUCAUGUUUUCCUUUUUUUAAUGGGAUUCAGGUAAACAGUGAUCCUGGCUGGGUAAAUGUGACAGUUACUGCUUUGAAUUCCUGGACUCAUAGGGCUGGAGGCGUCUCAGUGAAACACCAACACUGCUGAUGGUCUUUGAGAGUAAGCAGUCACAGAAACAACAGCAAUCACAGCGGAACUGGGAUUUGUUGGGUUGAGCAAAGGCCCCAAAUUUCAGAACUGAGCAAAAAACAAGCGCAAUGAGCCUCUUCUGUACCAUUCGUCCUCAUGAUGCUCCACUGCAUUACAAUUACCAAAUACCCUACUGAGCACUGGAUGUGUUUUAUUGGUACUGUGAGCCUGAGCACCCCAUUCGACCUUUUGCAUCUCCUGUUGUGCAGUGAUGUCACUUUUCCUGUUGAUGAAUAAUGCCCUCAACCAUUUUCAAGGUCCAGUUGCUGCAUGAGAUGUUCAGAGUCAGUGUGGGUUUGAACUUGAACCAAAUAAAACUGAUUGAUGAGAAGCUAAAAUCCACCACCAUUCCUUCUCUCCCAGAUUUCUGUACACCAUUGGUGUGACAUGUAAAAAAAAUCCUAUUUUAAAAAUGAAUUUGUCAUUCAUUUGGUUAAAAGAAUAAGUGAACGCAAGGCACAAGUUGCAAAAGCUAAGACUGGACUUUUUAAGAAACUAUAAAUAUUGUAUUAUAUUGUUUUAACAGCAUGUGUAGUUUUUUAUAAUUAUGGAUUACCUUAAAAACUACAGCUAAUAAUGUAACACUUAAUAAACCUAAAUAGAAUGGC